This is a messenger RNA of Lithohypha guttulata, 510 nucleotides long. RefSeq lists its product as uncharacterized. Gene Ontology annotation, molecular function: copper ion binding. The record is from RefSeq and is a predicted model, not a curated record. Bases 1 to 510 code for a protein of 169 amino acids. Lineage: Eukaryota; Fungi; Ascomycota; Eurotiomycetes; Chaetothyriales; Trichomeriaceae. The transcript has 2 exons.
AUGCUGCAGGAGAUCAGGAUAUGUAAGGAGCUUGGAGUACCUGGCGUUACGCUAGGAGUCUUGAAGCAGGGUUGUCGAGUCGAUGUUGAGCGUACGAGAGCGCUUGUUGAGGCUGCGAAGCCUAUGGAUGUCACUUUCAGUCGAGCUUUCGACGAAGUGCAUGAUUUGACGCAGGCUCUUGAGGAUGUUAUCACCUCUGGCUGCACUCGCCUGCUCACAUCUGGAGGUGCCAGGAAUGUCGAGCUGGGCAAAGAAAUGCUAACGAAUCUCGUCGCAGUGGCCAACAGUAGAAUCGCCAUUAUGCCUGGUGGAGGAGUAAGGCAUCAGAACAUUGUCGGAAUUGUCAAAGCUACAGGGGUCAACAUGGUUCACUCAAGCGCUAUGGAUCAUGGGCUGAACGUUCGUCGGGAGAGCGAGGAGGCAACUGGCAAUAUGAGAAUUUUCCGUGACAGUUUUUCCCGGCUGAACAUCGACGACGCCCCCAAGCAAUUAUUUUACAAGCAAGAGUAA